Molecule: messenger RNA, 1716 nt
Organism: Corylus avellana
Lineage: Eukaryota; Viridiplantae; Streptophyta; Magnoliopsida; Fagales; Betulaceae
Product: PHD finger protein-like protein
Cellular component (GO): cytoplasm
Molecular function (GO): ubiquitin protein ligase activity; zinc ion binding
Source: RefSeq, a predicted model, not a curated record
UCCCAAGGGUACUCGAUCUGGCGGGAAAAUGUCCCAAUAGUCCCUGCCACAUAUAAAACCCUAACACUCCAAUCUCCGCCCCGCAUAACCUCUCUCUCUCUCUCUCUCUCUCUCUCUCUCUAUCUCUUCGAAAUCCAUUUCGUCUCUUUGAAUUUCAUUGACACCUGCUUGCCCUAUAAAUGUCUCAGUGAAAUAUCUGGUACGGUGAAUCGCAAUUGGUCACUAACUUGGUGAAGAAAAUGGCGGAUGUGUUUGACGAUGAAGCUGAGCAGACUGUUUCGAUCGACGAGUACCUUAAGGGCGUUGAAGAGCAGGAGCUGGAAGCAGACCUGGUUUUGGGGGGUGAUGAGGGCAAGGAAUGUACUUAUACAAAUGGUUAUAUGAAGAGGCAGGCAAUUUUUUCAUGCCUGACUUGCACCCCAGAUGGAAAUGCUGGAGUUUGCACGGCUUGCUCCUUGUCUUGCCAUGAUGGCCAUGAGAUUGUGGAGCUGUGGACCAAGAGAAAUUUUAGGUGCGACUGUGGAAAUUCAAAAUUUGGGGAGUUCUUCUGCAAGCUUUUCCCAAAUAAAGAUAUAGAGAAUGCUGAGAAUUUGUAUAAUCAUAACUUCAAAGGUUCAUACUGCACGUGUGGUAGGCCCUAUCCUGAUCCUGUUGUCGAAGAACAAGUAGAGAUGAUACAGUGCUGUAUAUGUGAGGACUGGUUUCAUGAGGAGCAUCUCGGUCUUGAGCCUUCUGAUGAGGUUCCAAGAGAUGAGGAAGGUGAACCUCUGUAUGAGGAUUUUAUAUGUAGGACCUGCUCAACCACCUUUUCUUUUUUGGGAUUCUAUCCUCAAUCCAUAUGGGCAGCAGGGAGGCAGUGUGAUGCUAUUGAUACUAGCAAGGAUAAGAAUGUGUCAGAAGAUACAUCGUCAGCUAGUGGAUCUGGAAAGCUAGAGAAUGAUGUUGACGCUCAUAAUUAUCCUAUAAAAGAGCUUGCUACAACCUAUUCUGUAUCUGUCUCUGAUGGGGAUGGUUUGUCUCUUGGAGAAAAUUCUCAGAAGAAUGAAAGUUCAAAUCAACACAUAAAAGAUGCCUGUCCAUCUACAACCUGUGUUCUUGGAGUAAACCUGGGGGCUGCUUCUCCUGCUUUAGAGAGUAAACCACUGUUUCUUUCCAAAACCUGGCGCGAUGUCCUCUGCAGAUGUGAAGAAUGCUUAGUUCUUUACAGCAAGAAGCGUAUUGCUUUUCUGCUUGACAAGGAGGACUCAAUUGCGGAGUAUGAGAAAAUGGCAACGCAGAAGAGGGAAGAAAAGUUGCAGCAACAGGAGGGAACUGAGCUAAAUUUACUUAAUAAACUUGGUCAUAUAGAGAAAAUGGAGAUUCUAAGUGGUAUUGCGGAUAUGAAGGAUGAGCUUCGUUCUUUCCUGGAGACAAAGGACUCAUCGAAGCCAAUCACAGCUGAUGAUGUCCGCCAGGUUUUUGAGAAUCUUGCAAAGAAGCGCCGCCGCAUAGAGUGAAUCUUUUGUUGAAUCUUUACUGUGGUUUCCUGCCUGUGUAAACUGUAAACUUCCCGUUCAAAAACAUUCAGAAAACAAGCAUGACAUGGUUUUAGACUGUUCUUAAUUAGAAUUCUGCAACCAGGACAAAGCACUUUGCUGUGUAAAUUAUGUGCUUAUGCUUAUGCAUUUAAAAGCUUAAUUGGGACUUUUCUUAUGAAGUGCAAUAUUCUGAAGGCAA